UGCCUUCACUUCUUGUCCUCAGUAGAAAUAAUCAUACACAUCAUGACAAGAAAAACAACCCUUGUAGGGAGUCUAGGCCUGACGAUUCCGAAUUGGAGUCCGCGUUCAAAACGUUUAGUCCGGAAGAUGCGGAAGUUGACAUUGUCCGGGAAAUCGGCGAAGAAAGGCAGAGUUGUCUCGGAAUACACAGUUGAAGAAGAACAAAUUGCAUCAUGUCUGUCCAUUCGAGGCAAUCGAAAUUCAUUCAAAUCGUCGCCAUUGGUAGUUGAAUCUGCAGACUCAUUAGAAGGGCCACUUUAUGUCGAACAGAGUAGACUGGUAGAGGGCUCGACAUGCGCUGUAUAUGCUGCUAUGGAGAGUGCGACAGGCAGACGAGUAGCUCUGAAAAGAGGAGAUUAUAACGCAAAUCAGCUGCAAAUGCAACAUGAAUACGAGGUUUUACAGCAGCUGAGUGAAUUAGAGCAUGUGGUGACAGCAUAUGACCUAAUUAUUGAAGAUGCUGACAACGACAUCUAUUUGGUCAUGGAGUUAUGUACUGGUGGGAGCUUAGUGGACUUGAUAGUUAAGACAGAGUCAGGCUAUACUUUUGAAUACUUUAAACCAAUGAUAGCGCAAUUGACCGGCGCUUUCAGUCGUAUCCAUGAGCUUGGCAUUGUACAUAGAGAUAUUAAGGCAGACAAUGUAUGUUUGGCCACCAAGGACGGCGGUAUACGCGUGCUCGAUUUUGGCGAAGCAUUAGUAUUGAAAGAUAUCAAUCCUGCAUACUUCAAUCCGAGAGCCGGCACAAUGCACUACAUGUCGCCUGAACUCGUCGAUGAGAUAUUCCAGAAACGCGUAGAUGUAGAAAGUCCGGCGGAUAGCCAAUUGGACCUGAAAAAGUGUGACGUCUUUGCCCUUGGAGUCACAAUCUACUGUGCGCUAACAGCAUGUUUCCCUUGGCGGGUAGCUGCUCUGAAUGACCCGCUUUACGUCGCAUGGGCAGAGAGAGGCUGUCUUGGAUACUCGCCCACUUGGCGUGCCCUUCCGUAUCGAGCCAGGGUGUUAUUGACAAAUAUGUUAAAUCCUGAUACCGCUAGGAGAUGGAGAAUGGAUGAAGCGCACAGCUUCACUUUGACGGGUAUGAUGCCGGUCUCGCACUAAUGCUGGUUUGUGGCUGGACAGAACAAACAUAGAUAGAAUCUUCGCUCAAUGUUGAUAUGUAGUUGCUCUUCUCAAAACAUGGUAUAACUUGGAAAGUCAAAUAAAGGUCAUGCAGCGAUGUUCAGGAUCACAAUACCCUUUUGAGUCCUCAUAAUUUUGGCAAUCGAAAUCAAGUGAAUAGAUUCGUAUCACUUGACCAAAUUCUUUGUGCCAAAGAACAGGCAAUAAUCAGCGUUGCCUUUUUUUAGUGCUGUAUACUUCAGAUAGGAAUAACUAUCGUAUAAUCAAUGCCAAGUUGCAAUGGAGCAAGCUUGAACUUUCAAGGCACUUUCAAGACUAAUAUGACUUUGAGAUAUCAAAUUCAUCGUAGAGCGAGAGAGACAGGUCACAAGUUCAAAAUAUAUAUGCUUGGUCGGUCAUAGACUCAUAGCCUCCUAAAAAGAACAUAGGAGGCUAUGGCCUAUGGCCCUCGGGUCGGUGAUAGAAAAAAAGUGUCAUGACAGUCAACAUGACGAUGUCCACAGUCCACGUCACGAUCCAUACUAUAGCUUGGGGGGGUUGAUCGUUUUUAAAAAACAUUUUUCAACAAUUUUUUUUAGAUGGCACGGUUCAGCUGCUGGGAUACUCAUGAAGCAAUAUAAAUAUUAAAACAAGAUAUCUUGGAA
Molecule: messenger RNA, 1805 nt
Organism: Sphaeroforma arctica JP610
Lineage: Eukaryota; Ichthyosporea; Ichthyophonida
Product: CAMK protein kinase
Exons: 1
Coding region: 43-1140 (365 amino acids)
Biological process (GO): protein phosphorylation
Molecular function (GO): ATP binding; protein kinase activity
Source: RefSeq, a predicted model, not a curated record